Molecule: messenger RNA, 2847 nt
Organism: Miscanthus lutarioriparius
Lineage: Eukaryota; Viridiplantae; Streptophyta; Magnoliopsida; Poales; Poaceae
Source: the annotation of a GenBank genome assembly
AUGGCGGGUGCGGUGGCGUUCUCUCUGGUGAUUCUUCUUCAUUGGUCUCCAAGUUCGUCGACGCCCGUGCUAGCAUCCGGACCUGCAACAAGAAGCAUCAAGCCUGGAGGAGGGAACAAGAAAGUGGAAGCUUGCCCGGCGAGCUGCGGCAAUCUGAGCUUCGACUACCCAUUCGGCAUCGGACCGGAGUGCUCCAGAGGACCCGAUUUCAGGCUGACCUGCGACGACGCCACUCGGCCCCCCAAGCUUUUCUUGGCAGAUGGCAUCACCGAGGUUAUCGACAGCAUGGCCAUGGACAUUGACUUCGACGGGAGUAACUACUACAAACCUCGCAAUCAAAUCAAGACCUCCAUCUGGCUUGUCGUGCCCAUGAAAUCCGGUGUCCGUGUGUACAACCUAUCACUGGAGCCCCCUGGAAGGUCCUUCUCGCGUGACUCCGCUCGUCUAAAUAUUACUGGCUGCGACCUGGAUGUGUACUGGGUCAACCAGGUUGCUGGGAGAACCACUUGGGCUUGUUCCACUUGGUGCCACGGCGAGGAAGAAAUCACGGAGAUGGCGGCUAGGCACAACUGCACAGGCAUCGGAUGUUGCACUAUUGAAGUGAUUGAUGAGGGGGAGCUUAAUGGGGAGAGCGUCCAGGAAGAUUUCCGGCUUAGUAUCGUCGUCCAUGGCCACAACCAAAGCGGCAGCAUCGGCACCUCGAGAUUCAACCGGACCUCUCUAUUGCGGGAUAGAAUCACCGUAUCCAGUGACGACGCCAUGCUCCAGUGGAGCAUCGUCGAUGAACCCAACUGUCUCGCCACCAGCAAAAGCCAUAAGAACUACGCCUGUAUCAGCAACAAUUCCAUUUGCUACGACCAAGGCAUGACAUCAAGCCAAGGCUACCUGUGCCUAUGCGACAUAGGCUAUACAGGCAACCCCUACAUUCGGGAUGGUUGCACCGAGGAUAAUAAAGAGUACAAUCCAAAUCAAAGAAGAGCUGACUGUACCCGUCAGUGUGGAAACAUCAGUGUGCAAUUCCCAUUCGGCUUAGAAGAGGGUUGCUUCGCUAGGAGACAGUUUCGUCUCUCAUGCACAAAUGCAACAUCCUCAGGCGUCCUUAACAUGGAAGACGACUCUCCAUAUCGGGUGAUCGAUUUGAAUGUUAACGAAGGGACAAUUAACUUCACCAAUCUUGACCAGGAAAUAGGAGAUUUUUACGCCUUGGUUAUUGCUGGAGGUUUGAAUCUUUUUGUCGGUUAUGAUGUAUCCACCUCUCUGCAAUGGGUUGCUGCAAAUCUAAGUUGCACCGAAGCUAAACAGAAUAUAUCUGAGUAUGCUUGUGUGAGUAUCAACAGCAGCUGUGUGGAAGUGAACGCGUUGAGCGGCUACUUUGGAUACCACUGCAAAUGCCCAUAUGGCUUCAAAGGAAACCCGUACAUUCAAAAUGGUUGUCAAGAUGUUGAUGAGUGCCUUCAGCAAGACAUUUGUAAGGGAAGAGUCUGCAGUAAUAUAGAAGGAGGCUUCACGUGUACUGAAUGCCCUCGCAAGACUGAGUAUGAUCCCACAAAAAAUCAGUGUACUAGAACAAAGCAGCAGGUUCUGUUCAAAGGAGAUCACGUCUAUAUAGGUAUUAUGAUUGGACUUUCUGGUGGAUUCAGCAUUCUACUCCUGAGCUUUGUUGCAUUAUUUCUUUUCCGAAGAUGGAAAAAGAAUGUUCAAAAGCAACUACGGAAGAAUUACUUCCACAAGAAUCAAGGUAUUCUCCUAGAACAGUUGAUAUCACCAGACAAAACAAUUAUUUUCCCCCUAGAAGAGCUAGAAAAGGCAACAAAUAACUUUGAUCCCGCACGCAUCAUUGGACGGGGUGGCCACGGGAUGGUUUAUAAGGGCAUUUUAUCUGACCAACAUGUUGUUGCAAUAAAGAAGUCUCUAGUCAUUGAGUACAGUGAGAUCAGGGAAUUCAUCAACGAAGUUGCAAUACUUUCUGAAAUAAAUCACAGAAACAUUGUGAAACUCUUUGGAUGUUGUCUCGAAUCUGAGGUUCCAUUGCUGGUAUAUGACUAUAUUUCCAAUGGGUCAUUGUCUCAAGCUCUCCAUGCUGAAUCACGAAAUGAUGUUUCUUUGGUUUGGGACGAUUACAUAAGAAUCGCCACAGAAGCUGCAGGUGCUCUAUCAUAUCUCCACUCAGCCGCUUCAAUAUCAGUCUUCCAUCGUGAUGUGAAAUCAGCAAAUAUACUCUUGGAUGGGAACUACACUGCUAAAGUUUCGGACUUCGGCGCUUCAAGAUUGGUUCCAGUUGGUCAAACACACAUUGAUACCAAUGUACAAGGUACAUAUGGUUACUUAGAUCCUGAGUACGUCCAUACGAGGCAGCUAAAUGAGAAGAGUGAUGUGUAUAGUUUCGGAGUGGUGCUACUGGAGCUGCUUGUUAGAAAGAAGCCAGUUUUCAAAAGUAACUCAGGCUGGGCUCAAAGCUUGUCAAACUACUUUCUUGAGGCAUUGAAAGAGAAAGAAAUCACUGAUAUAGUUGACUCACAAGUUGCCGAGGAAGCAACCAAGGAGGAGAUCAGCAGCGUUGCCUCUCUUGCGGAGAUGUGCUUAAGAUUAUAUGGUGAAGAAAGGCCUACAAUGAAGGAAGUGGAGAUGGAAUUGCAGAUUUUACAAAAGAAACGGGCGAGCUCUGGGCAAAGUAGCCUGGAAAAUGAGGAGCAAAAUGAAACAAUGUUGCCAGCUCGAAGAGCUGAAGCUACUUGCCAAGCAUUUGCCAUAGAACCUGGUGAGGGAGCCAAUUUACCACUGAAACACAACCAACGAUGUUCUAGUUUGGAGGAAGAGAUCAUGGAAUCCGCCACCCUACCACACUAA